Perognathus longimembris pacificus (Pacific pocket mouse) is the source of this 1779-nucleotide messenger RNA. It is a transcript of the gene Cdk10, whose product is annotated as cyclin dependent kinase 10. Bases 220 to 1290 code for a protein of 356 amino acids. NCBI's taxonomy places the organism in Eukaryota, Metazoa, Chordata, Mammalia, Rodentia, Heteromyidae. Gene Ontology annotation, cellular component: nucleus. Gene Ontology annotation, biological process: protein phosphorylation; regulation of mitotic cell cycle. The transcript has 13 exons. The record is from RefSeq and is a predicted model, not a curated record. Gene Ontology annotation, molecular function: cyclin-dependent protein serine/threonine kinase activity; ATP binding.
GGGGCGCGCCGCGGCGCCGCUCGUGCUCGGCAUGGCGGAGCCGGACCCCGAGCCGGAGCAGAUCCGCCUCAAGUGCAUCCGUAAAGAAGGGUUCUUCACGGUGCCUCCGGAACACAGGGUGCGACGGGGCGCCUCCGAGCAGCGCUGGCGCGGGGUCGGCCGCACCGCGCGGACCCUCGGCGUCCCAGAGUUCCCCACGGCUGGCGGAAGCCGGGGCGGAUGCGCUGGGGGCGGGCGGGAGAGACGCUUAAGCUGGGACAGUGCCGGAGCGUGAAGGAGUUUGAGAAGCUGAACCGCAUUGGCGAGGGCACCUAUGGCAUUGUGUAUCGGGCCCGGGACACCAAGACAGAUGAGAUUGUUGCCCUGAAGAAGGUGAGGAUGGACAAGGAGAAAGAUGGCAUCCCCAUCAGCAGUCUGCGGGAGAUCACGCUGCUCUUGCGCCUUCGCCAUCCUAACAUUGUGGAACUGAAGGAGGUGGUUGUGGGAAACCACCUGGAGAGGGAGAAGAUGGGAAGUACUGUGCAUCUUUCCUUUUCUUUCAGCAUCUUCCUGGUGAUGGGCUACUGUGAACAAGACCUCGCCAGCCUCCUGGAGAACAUGCCAACGCCCUUUUCUGAAUCCCAGGUCAAGUGUAUUAUGCUACAGGUGCUCAAGGGCCUCCAGUACCUGCACAGGAACUUCAUCAUCCACAGGGACCUGAAGGUCUCCAACCUGCUCAUGACAGACAAGGGCUGUGUGAAGACAGCUGAUUUCGGCCUAGCCAGGGCUUAUGGUGUUCCAGUAAAGCCAAUGACCCCCAAGGUGGUUACGCUCUGGUACCGAGCCCCGGAGCUGCUACUGGGAACCACUACCCAGACUACCAGCAUUGACAUGUGGGCUGUAGGCUGCAUCCUGGCUGAGCUGCUGGCCCACAAGCCUCUCCUCCCUGGCACUUCUGAGAUCCACCAGAUUGACCUGAUUGUACAGCUCCUGGGGACACCCAGUGAGAACAUCUGGCCGGGUUUUUCCAAGCUACCACUGGCCAGCCAGUACAGCCUGCGAAAGCAGCCUUAUAACAACCUCAAGCACAAGUUCCCAUGGCUGUCAGAGGCGGGACUGCGCCUGCUCAACUUCCUGUUCAUGUAUGACCCCAAGAAAAGGGCAACGGCAGCAGACUGCUUGGAGAGCUCCUACUUCAAGGAGAAGCCUCUACCCUGUGAGCCGGAACUCAUGCCCACUUUUCCACACCAUCGCAAUAAGCGGGCUGCUCCUGCCAUGGCUGAGGCUCAGAGUAAGCGAUGCAAGCCCUGAGAGUGGGCCCAACACAUACUGCAUGCCCUCUCCAGACCAUCAGCCAGCAGUAGACUGGGAGGUCCCCUGUGUGCCAGGCUGGGUCUCCUGGAAUGCCCUCGGCUCCCCCAGCACCCUGCUGGUUCCUGUGCACCCAGGAAGACAAGGGGUGGGCCCAGGGUGGUAGAGGCAGGGACUGCCAGCCUGUGCACAAGGAGGGGCCACCUGGUAGCUACUUGUUCCUCUUGGCUCUCAUCUGGCCUCUGGGGAGAGCAGUGCAGAAACCUGUGCUGGCCCAACUAUGUGGAGUCUUGGAACUGAAGCUGGGUGCUGGCCUUAAAAGCAAGCCUCAGAAGAUGAUGCCACUCAUACCUGAUCGCACAGGGCCACCCAGGACACAGGCUGUGAUCGUUCCUAGGGUAGCCCUGGUGGGAAGGAGGGAUCGGGCCUGGGUGGGGCCUUGAUAUGACAUCCCUGAAGGCCCUCAAAGAGAGCCCCAGCUGCCUAGGA